Arabidopsis arenosa is the source of this 395-nucleotide messenger RNA. The record is from the annotation of a GenBank genome assembly. NCBI's taxonomy places the organism in Eukaryota, Viridiplantae, Streptophyta, Magnoliopsida, Brassicales, Brassicaceae.
GUGCUUCUCACAGAGCAACAUGCUCGUUACAGUAGCUGGUUGGUUAAAACUUUCAGCCCUGAAGAAUUGCAGCGUCUGUCAAAAUGUUGGUGUUGUUGCACCAACGAUCAUUCCUCUGAAUUCACUGGCGAUCACAAAGUUCCGUUCGGAGGGUAUUGCAGAGUAUGCUUUUGAGUAUGCCUACCUCAACAACAGGAAGAAAGUUGCAGCGGUGCAUAAGGCUAACAUCAUGAAACCUGCAGAUUGUUUGUUCUUGCUAUCUUGUCGCGAGGUUGCUAAAAAGUAUCCUUGUCGAUAACUGCUGUAUGCAACUUGUAGCGAAACCGGAGCAAUAUGGCGCCAUGGUUCCUGAGGUUCUGGCUUCGAGAUUGGGAAAAUAAUUGGGAAGACAUCUC